This is a messenger RNA of Sturnus vulgaris (Common starling), 1824 nucleotides long. It is a transcript of the gene OGFRL1, whose product is annotated as opioid growth factor receptor like 1. The record is from RefSeq and is a predicted model, not a curated record. Gene Ontology annotation, cellular component: membrane. Lineage: Eukaryota; Metazoa; Chordata; Aves; Passeriformes; Sturnidae. Gene Ontology annotation, molecular function: opioid growth factor receptor activity.
AUGGGCAGCCUGCUGAGCGGGGUCAGCUUCAAGGAGCCCACCACGGUGGAGGACUGCGACUCCACCUGGGAGACCGACUCGGAGCCCGAGGCGGCGGAGCCGCGGCGGCAGGAGGGGGUGUGCUCCGCCGCGGGAGGCGGGGAAGAGCCGCCCGAGCCGCCCGCCGCCGACUGCCGGCCCCGGGAGCCGCCGCCGACCCCGCCGGCGCAGGAGGACGCGGAGCGGGCAGAGGCGGACGCCGCCAGCCCCGAGCAGAGUGGUGAUGGAACUGAGCUGACAGCCAAGCCAAAGAGAAGCUUCUAUGCAGCAAGAGAUUUAUACAAGUACCGACACCAGUAUCCAAACUUUAAAGAUCUUCGGUAUCAAAAUGACUUGUGCAAUCUCCGGUUUUACAAAAAUAAAAUCCCAUUUAAACCUGAUGGAAUUUAUAUUGAAGAAGUCCUAAAUAAAUGGAAAGGAGACUAUGAAAAACUGGAACAUAACCAUACUUACAUACAGUGGCUUUUUCCACUGAGGGAACAAGGUCUGAACUUCUAUGCUAAAGAAUUAACUACAUAUGAAAUUGAGGAAUUCAAGAAAACAAAAGAAGCAAUUAGAAGAUUCCUUUUGGCUUACAAAAUGAUGUUGGAGUUUUUUGGAAUAAAAUUAAUUGAUAAAACUGGAAACGUAGCACGAGCUGCUAACUGGCAAGAAAGAUUUCAGCAUUUGAAUGAGUCUCAACAUAACUACUUGAGAAUCACUCGAAUUCUGAAAAGUCUUGGCGAACUUGGAUAUGAGAGUUUCAAAUCUCCCCUGGUAAAAUUUAUUCUGCAUGAAGCUCUUGUGGAAGAUACCAUUCCCAACAUUAAGCAAAGUGCUCUGGAAUAUUUUGUGUAUACUAUUAGAGACCGAAGAGAAAGGAGGAAACUGCUGAGGUUUGCCCAGCAACAUUAUACGCCCUCAGAGCAUUUUAUCUGGGGACCCCCAAGGAAACAGAAGUCAGAGGGAAGCAAAGCAAAUAAAAAGCCAGCAUCUCCAGUUUCUAUUCCCAGUAGUCAUAUUUCUAAGCAUAAGAAACCGAAAGAGUCUAAGAAUGCUUCGGCAAGUGGAAGCUCAGCUGGUAAAAUAACUGAAGAAAGAAAGGUAGAAUUCACAAAAAAUGGGGAAGAAAAUCAUCAGGAUGAACAAGAAGUGAACUGUGAUGCUGUUAGGCAGAGCAACAGUGAAAAGAACAGUGACACUGAUACCAGUCAGCUUUCAAAAUCAGAAGAAAUUCAUGAUAAUUCAGACAGAAAGGAGGACGAUUCUCAUUCCAAAAAAGAUGAUGAAAAUCUGAACAAUGACUGUGGAAAUCACCCAGGCAUUAUAGAGGAAGAUUUAUGUAACACUGAGAAUUCUUCAGAAGACACAUCAGCAGAUCAACAAGAUAACCUUGAUAAGGGUACAUUUUCAGGAGGGACUACCACAAAAGCUAAGGAUGAGCUCAAACCAUGAGUCUGAGAUUUUAAAAAUCAUUGUUUAACUUUGAAUGAAGCAAAUUAUUCAUUGCUUCUUCAUUUUGGUUGAAAUUUCCAGCUAGUGUAAGUUCACGAGGCGAUGCUUGCUGCAAAUGCAUCAGAUUAGGCUUCUGUUAGGUUAAUGAAUUUUGUUUUUUUCAACCUCAGUUUAUCAGCAGUCAGCCAGGUGUGUCUCUUUAAAACAGUUGUGCAUAUUGAAAGCUAAGAAAUUCAUUAUCUUUUUCAGACAGAUUGCACACAAAAGCUUAUCUACUUUUUAAAAUUCAUCCAGAAUUUAAAAAUAUACAAAAAUAAAGUGCAACAACUAAAAAGCUUUGGAACAUCAAAA